Sclerotinia sclerotiorum 1980 UF-70 is the source of this 1569-nucleotide messenger RNA. RefSeq lists its product as hypothetical. The transcript has a single exon. Gene Ontology annotation, cellular component: cytosol; cytoplasm. Bases 1 to 1569 code for a protein of 522 amino acids. Gene Ontology annotation, biological process: galactose metabolic process; carbohydrate phosphorylation. The record is from RefSeq and is a predicted model, not a curated record. NCBI's taxonomy places the organism in Eukaryota, Fungi, Ascomycota, Leotiomycetes, Helotiales, Sclerotiniaceae. Gene Ontology annotation, molecular function: ATP binding; galactokinase activity.
AUGGCUGGUAUUGUACCUGUCGCGAAGUCUCUCAAAGACAUCUACACAGAAGAUGCUUUGGCGGCGCAAACCGUUAGAUGGGAUAAUCUUCUAAAGCAAUUCAAGAGCAAUUACGGGCACGAUGCGCAGUUUGUUUCGCGAUCCCCGGGUCGUGUCAACAUUAUUGGCGAGCAUAUCGAUUACUCUUUAUACUCUGUCCUACCUAUGGCAAUAACUGCAGAUGCCUUACUUGCAGUUUCCACCCAGACCGACGAAUCCGACUCGACUAGUACAACAUUCAAGGUGCGCGUCUCCAACGUGCAAGCAGAUAAAUUUCCUGCACAUGAAUUCGAUAUACCAUUUGAUGCUGUGGAGAUUGAUUCUAAGGUACACGAGUGGACAAAUUACUUGAAGUCGGGACUUCGGGGAGCUUUGGAGAUUUUAAGAAAGAAACAUGGAGACGGUUUCAGACCUAAAAGUAUGGAAGUCUUGAUGGAUGGAACUGUACCUGCAGGUGGUGGAUUGAGUAGUUCCGCAGCUUUCACUACAGCUUCUGCUCUUGCAGUCAUGUUUGCAAAUGGAGAGCAAUCGGUUGAUAAGACACAACUUACGGAAUUGGCAAUUGUUAGUGAAAGAGCAGUAGGAGUCAACUCAGGGGGAAUGGAUCAAUCCGCUUCGGUUUUCUCUAUUCGUGGCUCCGCAUUAUACGUUUCCUUUAAUCCAACCUUGACAGCAAAACCAGUUCAUUUCCCAAAAACAAACCCCGAGCUUACAUUCGUUAUCGCACAAUCUUUUGUCGCAGCAGACAAGCAUGUCACUGGCCCAGUAUGCUACAAUUUGAGAGUUGUAGAAUGCAGUCUUGCGGCAGCGUAUCUUCAUGCGGCUAUCAACAAAUCUAAAGACCCUCUUCCUGCGGAUUCCGGACCACUCGGUGUCUCGCUACACGGAUUCCAUAGCAAAUAUUUUGGUGAUUCAACCGCACCACUCGAAGAACAACUUUCCGAGCUUAUUGAAAUCACGAAGAAGACAUUCACAAAAGAAGAGGGGUACACCAGGGAGGAAAUUGCUUCUGUCAUAAAUAUGACUGUUCCCGAAUUGAACGAGCGUUUCACCUCUACCUUCCCCGUCCGCGCCGAGCAUUUCAAACUUCGACAAAGAACCCUUCACGUUUUCACAGAAGCUUUGAGAGUCUUAAAGUUUAUGAAAGUCCUCGAACAUCCCGAAUCUUAUCUUAAGGCUGACGGUGGUGAUUCCACUGAGACUUUCAACAGAAAACUUGGCGACCUAAUGAAUGAGACCCAAACCAGCUGCAGAGAAGACUUUGACUGUAGCUGUCCCGAAUUAGACGAACUCUGUGAAAUAGCAAAGAAAGCCGGAAGUUAUGGAAGUAGAUUGACUGGUGCGGGAUGGGGUGGUUGCUGUGUACAUUUGGUACCGGCGGAUAAGGUUGAUGCGGUUAGACAGGCUUGGGAUAGAGAAUAUUAUUCAAAGAAGGAUUUGACCAAAGAGCAGAGGGAGGCGGCAGUCGUAGUUAGCAAACCUGGUAGUGGAAGUGCAGUUUUUGUUGUUGAAGGUGGAAAUGUUGCUUAG